Molecule: messenger RNA, 1605 nt
Organism: Gryllus bimaculatus (two-spotted cricket)
Lineage: Eukaryota; Metazoa; Arthropoda; Insecta; Orthoptera; Gryllidae
Source: the annotation of a GenBank genome assembly
ACGCCCAAUUCCAUCUGUCGGGGCUGCGCUGCUGCCAGGCCGCUUUCGCCGCCGGUGCACGCGAGCUUUGGAAUCAAGAAUUCAUCACUAUGCCAUAGCAACUAAAGGUCUCAUCGCCGGGGAAAAAGAAACUAUUGUUCCGUGGACCAAAGCUGUACCAAUGUAGCUGUGUCUUCUAGUGAAUGUAAUCUCUACCGACUCAGACGAGAUGGUUGCCACAACCACGCCCACCACAACGGCCCUCGCGGCGCCGCAGGACGAGGACGCGCAGGCGCGGAUGCUGUGGGAGAGCCAACUGGCGUGCCUCCUGCGCAUCGCCGAAAUGCAAACGAACGCCUCGGCCGAAGCACUGGGAAAAUUCUGCCCGCCGGUGUGGGACGGCAUCCUGUGCUGGGGCAGGGCGUCGCCAGGGCAGCUGCUCACCCAGCGCUGCCCCGCCUACAUCAUCGGCUUUCAUUCGCAGACGUGGACGAACUUCACGCAGUGCGCGCCCAGCCCCGAAGCCACCGUCCUCGUCAGCCUCGAGGACCAGAAGCUGCGCUGCCCUCGGAAUGUGCUGCACAUGCACCUGUUCGCGUCGUUCAUCAUGCGCGCCUUCAUGUCGCUGCUCAAGGACUCGCUGUUCGUGCAGGGCCUCGGCAUGACCACCAACUUGCUCAUGAAGGAGGAAGGUGACUACUUCCACAGUGAACACCAGACGAACUGGCCAUGCAGAAUGUUCACUAGCCUUUGGCAGUAUUGUAUCAUGGCAAACUACUCGUGGAUUUUAAUGGAGGGGUUGUACCUUCACAACCUUAUAUUUAUGGCACUCUUCACUGAUUCAAGUUCCAUAACACUGUAUAUUGCUCUUGGCUGGGGUUUACCAGCCAUAUUCGUGUUGCCGUGGACGCUGUGCAGAACAAUUUUAGAAAACACUUGGUGCUGGACAACGAACGACAACACCGUUGUGUUCCUUCUCAUUCGAGUUCCGAUCAUCGCUUCCGUUGUGGUGAAUUUUGUGCUAUUUAUUAACAUAGUACGAGUUUUAUUGCUCAAAAUUAAGUCCUCUGUCUGUGAAGAAAAUAAAACGUACAGAAAGUGGGCGAAAUCUACGUUGGUUUUAGUUCCUCUCUUUGGAGUGCACUAUAUGAUAUUUCUUGGUCUUCAUUUAAGUACAGAUACUACAGUUGAAAUUGUUUGGCUGUUCUGUGAUCAACUUUUUGCAUCGUUCAACGGCUUCUUCCUGGCGCUGCUGUACUGUUUCCUGAACGGGGAGGUUCGCGCGGAGGCGGCGCGCGCGUGGGGCCGCUGGGCGUGCGCGCACGCGCUGGACAAGUGGCACGCGCCCGGAGCGCGCGGCCUCUUCACGCGGCGCGGGCGGCCCCCGCGGCUGGCGCGCAGGGCGUCGGGCUACUCGGGCACCUGCACCACCGACGGCUCCGCGCCCGCCUCCUCCUGCAAGAAGCGGCUGGCCACGGCCACCGGCGCCGACGUAAGCACGCGCGCUUUACCCCUACGCUCAAAAGUGGAACGCGACUAGUCGCCUGGAGGGCAAUUGUAAUAUAUCCAUUGAAAAUUGUGGUUAAUAAGAGGCCAACACAAAGGGUUGGAGGUAAUUAUAGACGU